Molecule: messenger RNA, 1319 nt
Organism: Mangifera indica (mango)
Lineage: Eukaryota; Viridiplantae; Streptophyta; Magnoliopsida; Sapindales; Anacardiaceae
Product: glyceraldehyde-3-phosphate dehydrogenase, cytosolic-like
Exons: 11
Coding region: 125-1135 (336 amino acids)
Biological process (GO): glucose metabolic process
Molecular function (GO): oxidoreductase activity, acting on the aldehyde or oxo group of donors, NAD or NADP as acceptor; NADP binding; NAD binding
Source: RefSeq, a predicted model, not a curated record
UUUCUCGAAAUCAAUGGUGAUUAUGUUUGACUAAAUCAUUUCUCGGCAAGAGGCCUGUCACCCUCCCACUAUAUAAACCAAAUCAACUUCACUCUCUGUUUCGUCAUUCGAAUCAUAGAUCAUCAUGGCCAAGAUCAAGAUUGGAAUCAACGGAUUCGGAAGAAUCGGACGUUUGGUGGCCAGAGUUGCUUUGCAAAGAGACGACGUUGAGCUCGUAGCUGUUAACGACCCUUUCAUUACGACCGACUACAUGACGUACAUGUUCAGGUAUGAUAGUGUUCAUGGGCAAUGGAAUAAGCACGAACUAAAGGUCAAGGACUCAAAGACUCUGCUUUUCGGGGAUAAGCCUGUCACAGUUUUUGGUGUCAGGAACCCUGAGGAGAUCCCAUGGGGUGAGACUGGAGCUGAAUACGUUGUCGAGUCCACUGGUGUUUUUACUGACAAGGACAAAGCUGCUGCUCAUUUGAAGGGUGGUGCAAAAAAGGUUGUUAUUUCUGCACCAAGCAAAGAUGCUCCCAUGUUUGUCAUGGGUGUGAAUGCCAAUGAAUACAAUAAAGACAUUGAUAUUGUUUCCAAUGCUAGUUGCACCACCAACUGUCUUGCUCCAUUGGCCAAGGUUAUUCAUAAUAAAUUUGGUAUUAUUGAGGGUCUUAUGACCACUGUCCACUCCAUUACUGCUACUCAAAAGACUGUUGAUGGCCCUUCAAUGAAGGACUGGAGAGGUGGUAGAGCUGCUUCUUUCAACAUCAUUCCCAGCAGUACUGGAGCUGCUAAGGCUGUUGGUAAAGUCCUGCCAGCAUUGAAUGGAAAACUGACUGGAAUGGCAUUCCGUGUUCCCACUGUGGAUGUAUCAGUUGUUGACCUCACUGUCAGACUCGAGAAGAAGGCCACUUAUGACCAGAUCAAAGCUGCUAUCAAGGAGGCAUCUGAGGGUGAAAUGAAAGGAAUUCUUGGUUACACUGAGGAUGAUUUGGUGUCUACAGAUUUUCUAGGUGACAGCAGAUCAAGCAUUUUUGAUGCCAAGGCUGGAAUUGCCUUGAACGACAACUUUGUGAAGCUUGUCUCUUGGUACGACAACGAAUGGGGCUACAGCACCCGCGUGAUUGACUUGAUCGUCCACAUGGCUUCCUGUUAAAGAACGAGGCGUGGGAUUGGAGAUGGGACUGAUUGGCAUGUUGCCAAAGGGAUUUGCUUAAUUCAUUUUCUUUGUUUGGGCUUCCGAUAACAUGUUUUUUUGAGAAAAUUUCUUGCUGCUCGGAACAUGGUAUCCGGUUAUUUCGGUUAAAUAUUAUGGUAUUAUUAUGCAUUACCUUUCCCCA